This is a messenger RNA of Aspergillus calidoustus, 1338 nucleotides long. NCBI's taxonomy places the organism in Eukaryota, Fungi, Ascomycota, Eurotiomycetes, Eurotiales, Aspergillaceae. The record is from the annotation of a GenBank genome assembly.
AUGCAGCUCCUCGGUAAAAGUCCCCAAUGCCUACUCACCUGCGAAGCAGCGCUGACCUGGAUAGAUCCCCAGAGUAACGCCUUACAGGAUAUCGUCGAUAAGUACCGUCCGGACUUGGAGCAUUACGAGACCAUUUAUCGCAAGCUGCACAGUGAGCCUGAGCUAUCGGGGCAAGAGGAACAGACCUCCGCCGCCGUCGCAAACCAUCUCCAGCGCCUUGGGUAUGAAGUCCAGACACACAUAGGUGGGUACGGGGUCGCUGCUGUGCUCAAGAAUGGCCCAGGGCCUACAGUGCUACUCCGCGCAGACAUGGACGCCCUCCCAUUAGAGGAGAAGACAGACCUAUCAUACGCCAGCCGCAAAACAACCAAGAACAAAGACGGCAUCAAAGUCUCUGUCAUGCACGCCUGCGGCCACGAUACCCACGUCGCAAGUCUGCUAGGCGCCGCUGAGCUCCUCUCAUCGGCCAAGUCCCAGUGGACCGGGACGUUAGUCCUCAUCUUCCAGCCCGCGGAGGAAGAGCUCUCCGGCGCGCAAGCCAUGCUCGACGACGGGCUCUACGACAAGGUUCCCAAACCCUCCAUCGUCCUAGCGCAGCACGUCAUGCGCAUGAAAACAGGCACCGUAAGCAUCCGUGCCGGCCGCCUCCUAACCGCAACAGACGCCUUUGAUGUUCGGAUCUUUGGACGCGGUGGACACGGCUCAGCACCACAGACCUGUAUCGAUCCCAUCGUGAUCGGGGCGUCAAUCGUCACGCGGCUGCAGAGCAUCGUAAGCCGCGAGGUGACGCCGGGCGAACUGGCGGUUGUUACCUGCGGAAGUAUCCAGGCGGGUCAUGCGCCUAACAUCAUUCCAGAUCAGCUAGAUUUGAAAUUGAGUGUCCGGAGUUAUGAUGCGAAAGUCCACGCGCGAGUAGUUGCGGCGGUUAAGCGGAUUGUGGAGGCAGAGUGUGCCGCUGCAGGCGUGCCAGAGGAUUUGAAGCCGGCCAUGACGCGCACAUUUACCGCGCCGGCGACGAUAAAUGAUGAUCAGGCGGUUGAAGCUUUGCGGGGCACGUUCGGGUCAUAUUUCGGAGAGAAUCUGGUGGAGAUGGAACCUUCGGCGGCGAGCGAGGACUUUUCGUUAUUGGCGACAGCGGCGGGAGCACCGUAUGUAAUGUGGACUUUCGGAGGGGUUGAUGCGAAGAUCUGGGAUGAGGCUGUCCAAAAGGAGGCCGUGAAUGAGCUGCCGAGUAACCAUUCGCCGUUCUUUGCGCCAGUGGUUGAGCCAACGCUGGCCACAGCGGUGGACGCGAUGGCGGUCGGGGCUCUGACGUUCUUGACAGUGUCUCAUCGAUGA